GAAUGUAUAUUUAAUUAUAUUACAUUAGGGACGUCUCCACAAUUAUUAACCAAGAAAAAAUAACCAAAUCUUUGCUUAACAAGCGUGAGUUUUCACAAAUCCUUAUGAUAAUAAUUUUCAAGCUCUAACUAGCGAUAUUCUGAGUAAUUGAGAAGCAGAACCUUUUUCGUACUUAACGAAGAUCAUAAAUAGGUUGAGAAAUGUAAACGUUAUUGUUUUUUUUGUUUGUUUUUUUGUCCAGAAGAAAGGAAGCUCCCCGUUUACUUGUAUUUGUUUACAGAGAGCAGCAGUCUUGCCCAGCAGCCCAGACCGACGUCGGACUCGUUGACGUAUCGCUGUGCGUAACAUCACUAGUUUUUAGUUGUCGUGUAAACGUACCCUUAAACACGGAACCAGGAAACUACUACAGGAAACCAGUACAGGCGACCGAAACGUUUAGCUGUUGUUAGCUUAUCUCUGUCUGUGAGCGCAUGCAAUAAAAUGGCAGAAUCCAGUGUUUCUUUGGCUCAGGAUCAGUUCAGCUGUUCAAUCUGUCUGGAUCUACUGAAGAAUCCAGUGACCAUUCCUUGUGGACACAGUUACUGUAUGAGCUGUAUUACAGACUGCUGGGAUCAGGAUGAUCAGAAGAAAGUCUACAGCUGUCCUCAGUGCAGACAGACCUUCAUUCCAAGACCUGUUUUAGGUAAAAACACCAUGCUGGCUGAAGUGGUGGAGAAACUCAAGAAGACAAAACUACAAGCUGCUCGUCCUGCUCGGUGUUACGCUGGAUCUGGAGAUGUGGAGUGUGACGUCUGUACUGGAGACAAAAACAAAGCCAUCAAGUCCUGUUUGCUGUGUCUGGAAUCUUACUGUCAGACCCAUUUUGAUCGUCACGAGGAAUUUCACUCUAGAAAGCGACACAAAAUGACUGAUGCCAUUGAAAGACUGCAGGAGAUGAUCUGCCCUCAACAUGACAGAUUGCUGGAAAUGUACUGUCGUACUGACCAGAUCUGUGUAUGCAUUCUAUGCAUGGCGAAUGAACACAAAACACAUGAUACCGUAUCACCUGCUGAAGGGAGGACAGAGAAACAGAAACACUUGGAAGAGACCCAGAGGAAAUACCAGCAGAUAAUCGAGGAGAGACAGAAGGAGCUUGAGGAUCUGAGAGAGGCUGUGGAGUCUCACAAGCGCUCUGCACAGGCAGCAGUGGAGGACAGUGAGAGGAUCUUUACUGAGCUGAUCCGCUCCAUUGAGAGAAGCCGCUCUGAGGUGACACAGCUGAUCAGAGACCAGGAAAAGGUUCUUAUAAGUCAAGCUGAUGGACUCUUGGAGCAACUGGAGCAGGAGAUUGAUGAUCUGAGGAGGAGAGAUGCUGAGCUGGAGCAGCUUUCACACACAGGUCACAUCCAUUUCCUCCAGAGUUUCCAGUCUCUCGCUGUCCCUCCUGGAUCUACAAACUUGUCCGGCAUCACUGUCAGUUCUUGUCUUUCUUUUGAUAAUUUAAGAACUUUUGUCUCUCAGUUGGAAGAUAAACUGCAGCAUGCUUUUAAAGAGGAGAAAGAAAACUUAUGUAGAAUAGUGAGAUACAUUGAGGUGAUUCCCACCCCUGAAUACAGGAGCAGGAAUGAGUUCCUACAAUAUUACCAGCGGUUCACCCUGGAUUCAGAUUCAGCUCAUAAAUACCUCAGGCUCUCUGAGUUGAACAGAGUGGUUACAACCAUGAAGAAGGUCCAGCGGCAUCCUGAUCAUCCAGUCAGAUUUACUCAUUUGUCUCAGGUGUUGUGUAGAGAGAGUGUGUGUGGACGCUGUUACUGGGAGGUUGAGUGGAGUGGUGUGGUGGAUAUAUCAGUGUCAUAUAAGAGCAUCAGCAGGAAGUGGUGGGGAGAUGAGUGUAGAUUUGGACAUAAUGAUCAGUCCUGGAGUUUGUCCUGCUCUGAGUCCAGUUGCUUAUUCUGUUACAAUUACAAACAGACUUCACUCCCUGUAGUCUCCAGCUCCUGUAGAAUAGGAGUGUAUGUGGAUCACAGUGCAGGAACUCUGUCCUUCUACAGCGUCUCUGACACAAUGACCCUCAUUCACAGAGUCCACACCACAUUCACUCAACCUCUCUAUCCUGGGUUUUGGGUUUACUAUAAUGCACAAGUGAAAUUGUGUGAUUCAGAAUGAUAGAUUACAGACCUUUUACACAUUCAGUGUUUUCCACUAUCGGGUCAAACAGUUCUGAACACUGUGAGGAUCGGUUCCUGUUGCAUCUCCACUUAUGCACGGUUCAGGAUUCCGAUCAGGAUUUCUCGGCACAUGCUCAGCUGCGCUGGUGAAAUGUCUGUAGUAAUGUAAUGAUGUUUUUUUUUUAGCAUAGGAGCCUACAUUAAUUUUAUACAUGCCUUAUUCAUCAGUGACAUUACACUAGCUAAUUAAUUAAAAAUAUCAAUAUAUUAUUUGUAUAAUAUUAUGUCAGUAAAUGUCUUUUGUUGCUAGUCUGCAAGCUUUUUCCUUUACUUUUUAUGUGUAAUGAUCAUUCCAGUGUGUACCUAGAGUAUUCAUAGAUGCCAACUUUUGUGUGACCAAGGUAACCGUAUCAGUAAAAGUUUUGAGUUCUAUUUUCUAAACAAAUUCUUAAGUCAUUUUGAUAAAUGUCAUUUUAGAGUAACAAUCUCUUGUGUAAAUAAAUAAAAGAAUUAAUUUAGAAGAAUA
Molecule: messenger RNA, 2673 nt
Organism: Ctenopharyngodon idella (grass carp)
Lineage: Eukaryota; Metazoa; Chordata; Actinopteri; Cypriniformes; Xenocyprididae
Product: tripartite motif-containing protein 16-like protein
Exons: 6
Coding region: 481-2145 (554 amino acids)
Molecular function (GO): protein binding; zinc ion binding
Source: RefSeq, a predicted model, not a curated record